Molecule: messenger RNA, 549 nt
Organism: Dioszegia hungarica
Lineage: Eukaryota; Fungi; Basidiomycota; Tremellomycetes; Tremellales; Bulleribasidiaceae
Exons: 4
Coding region: 1-549 (182 amino acids)
Source: RefSeq, a predicted model, not a curated record
AUGCGAUUCGCUUCCAUCAUCGCCCUUGUCUCGGCCGUCGGCGCCUUCGCUGCCCCCACCCUGAACGCUCGUGCUCAGUGCUCGGCCGAUAACCAGAACUACCUCGACAACCUGUCGUGCCCCGCUGUGCAGGCCCUCUCUGGCUUCCUUGGCUUCCAGAGUGACAGCAUCGGUGGUUUCUCGAGGAACACCCUCGCCGAGAUCAACAGGCUCCUGGUCUCGGACGAUCCCGUCUCUACCAUUGGCAAAAACGCUUUCGCCGGUGCUGUCCAGGGCUUGACCCAAGGGACCGUCUUCACCCUCAAGUCUGUCGCUGCGAUCGUACCCGAGCUCAACCCCGCUUGCAAGUGCAACCUUGUAGCCUGCAACAACGCCAUCAUCGACGCUCGCGGACAGUGCAACAUCACCCCUCAAUCCGGCGCGCUCUCCGCGACCUCCAGCCAGGCAUGCGGUCAGACACUGUACACCUGCGCCGCCUUCUACACCAAGGAGCAGGUCAACCAGAUGACGGGCUGCUGCAGCCGGUACGCGGGCGCUACCAAUGUCUAG